UUUCUCAGAAGACAUCAGAACACACGACCAUCUCUCUGUCGCCUUAAAAGCUUCUUCUUACCAUGGCAACGACAGCAACAUUGGCAGCUCCUUCAACUGGAUCUGUGCAAAAACCAGAUGAUGAGUGGCGUGCCGUUCUGUCUCCUGAACAAUUUAGAGUUCUCAGGGAAAAGGGCACAGAAGCCCGAUUCAAAGGAGAAUAUAAUAAACUGUACGACGAAGGAACAUAUGCGUGUGCUGGCUGUGCAACUCCUCUUUAUAAGUCCACCACCAAGUUCGACUCUGGCUGUGGCUGGCCUGCCUUUUUCGACGCUAUUCCCGGUGCCAUUAAACAAACUCUGGAGCCAGAUGGGAGAAGAGUUGAGAUCACAUGCUCAAAAUGUGAUGGACAUUUAGGUCAUGUUUUCAAAGGAGAAGGUUUCCCCACGGCUACCGAUGAGCGUCACUGCGUCAACAGUGUUUCGCUUAAGUUUAAUUCUUCCGAAACUUCCUCCUGAUAAAUCGAUGAAUAUCGAUCCAUUAUUGUUUGGACCAAUUCACC
This is a messenger RNA of Raphanus sativus (radish), 541 nucleotides long. Its product is annotated as peptide methionine sulfoxide reductase B9-like. Gene Ontology annotation, biological process: protein repair; response to oxidative stress. Bases 63 to 497 code for a protein of 144 amino acids. NCBI's taxonomy places the organism in Eukaryota, Viridiplantae, Streptophyta, Magnoliopsida, Brassicales, Brassicaceae. Gene Ontology annotation, molecular function: peptide-methionine (R)-S-oxide reductase activity. The record is from RefSeq and is a predicted model, not a curated record. The transcript is spliced from 3 exons.